AUAAAAACGGCGAAGAACUGAAAUUAAAGGAACCUAUUCCGGCUGACUUGGACUGGAGACAUGACCAAAGAGACUGAGACUCUGGGACUGUUCUUUCAGUGUGAAAACUUCAACUGUAAUAACCGUUAUACGAACCACAUCAUGGACUCCUGGCCCUACCUGGAGAGCCCUGUUCCUGAGCCGAACAACCCCAAACCUAGAUUCCACCCAGGAGACGACCUGGUAGCCCUAACCAUGCUUUACGAAAAGUGCAAGAAUCAGAAGGAGCAGAAGAUUGCUGCCGGUAACCGCGGUGCCAGUGCCUGCAAAUCAACAGAAAGGAUUCCAAACAACACCAUUCAGCUUGGUUCAUUGGAGGCGUCCGCCAACGUCAUGAACAUUCCAACUAGCCAUCCUCAGGAAGCUUUGGAAUCCAAGCAGAACACCAUCCCUGUUCCCACCACCUCGGACACCUACACCACCCUGACCAGCGUGGUUGCUGACACUUAUGAUAAGCAGGACCUCAACAUUAUCUUUGACUCUUUGCUGCAGAAGUGGCCAGAAACCAGUGCCUUCUCUGAUCCCAGCACUGAGCCUCUUCACUACAGUGACCCCUUCCCUGAGGAUCAGUCCAGCCCUGUUUACUCAGGCUCCUACAGUGACUCCCCACCAGAAAGAUUCAGGAGUGAGUUCCAGUUCUCUCUGGGAGCUCCCUCUGCUUCUCCUUACAAGUUCAGUGAACUGCCCAUGGUCUACCUGAAUAAGGGCCAGUUCUACCCCAUCACUCUACAGGGAGUGGAUAGCAGCACCUGCCUUACUACCACCAAAGUCAAGACAUUAGUAAUGGCUGUGUUUGAGAAUGACAAGAGCCCAGAAAUGCAGCUCCGCUUCUGGAACCACUGGCAUGCGCGCCAGCCGACUGUCAAACAGAGGGUCAUCGACAUCGCGGACUAUAAAGAAGUGUUCAGUGGCAUUAGCAACAUAGAGGAAGUGGCCUUCAACGCUCUCUCCUUUAUGUGGAACCCCAGUGAAGAAGCCAAGGUGUACAUUGGCAUCAACUCCCUGAGCACAGACUUCUCUUCUCAGAAGGGAGUGAAAGGCCUGCCUCUAAACCUGCAGAUUGACACUUAUGACUCAGUAACCAACAAGCUAAUACACAGGGCUGCUUGCCAGGUCAAGAUUUUCUGUGAUAAGGGUGCAGAGAGGAAGAUGCGUGAUGAGGAGAGGAAGAGAACCAAGAGGAGGGGGAAGAACAUUAGUGAUGUCAACACCAGCAAAUCUUUAGUGACCAGCUCCAUGGGCAGUGAUUGUACCUACUUCCAGACCCUGGAUGACCAUGUCACCCAACCAGUUUUGUUUAUUCCAGAAACACACCUCUCCAGCUUACAGCGUGUGUCCAUGGAUGACAUCGAAAGGAGUUCUCUGAAGAGGAUGUAUCCAGAAAGAGACCAAAACAGCUCUCCACCCAGCAAGCAAGCUCGCAGAGAAGACCCACAGAAAGUUUUGCUGUACGUGCGGACGAGUGCAGAAGAAGUAUUUGAUGCACUCAUGCUCAGCACGCCAACGCUGUCAGGCCUCCGAGAAGCUAUUUCAGAAAAGUACAGUAUGCAAAAAGACACCAUUGGGAAAAUCUACAAAAAAUGCAAGAGAGGGAUUUUUGUCAACAUGGACGACAACAUCAUUGAACACUACACCAACCAGUCGGCCUUCCUCAUUGAGAUGUUAGAGGUGGUCCUCGGUCAGUUCCAGGUCACUCUUAUUGAAGUAUGAAAACAUGUCAGCUGUCUGCUCAACUGAAGGAUGAAAAAAAUCACAGCUGCCAGUUUAAACCAUCUCUAAAAGCAUCGCCCAGUCAGAGACUAUGUAAGCUGUGGGCCGCUGAAACUAAUAAGAGAACCGGACUAAAAGGACCUCAACAGUUUCUGCAAUUUCAGAUACCAAACUGUUCCUUUAUUUUGUAAAUACCACUCGCCCCAGUUCUUAUGGAUUUUGUUAUUUG
Messenger RNA from Monopterus albus (swamp eel), 1978 nucleotides. RefSeq names its product grainyhead-like transcription factor 3 (gene grhl3). Gene Ontology annotation, biological process: regulation of transcription by RNA polymerase II. The record is from RefSeq and is a predicted model, not a curated record. Gene Ontology annotation, cellular component: nucleus. The coding region runs from base 61 to 1749 and encodes 562 amino acids. Gene Ontology annotation, molecular function: RNA polymerase II cis-regulatory region sequence-specific DNA binding; DNA-binding transcription activator activity, RNA polymerase II-specific. NCBI's taxonomy places the organism in Eukaryota, Metazoa, Chordata, Actinopteri, Synbranchiformes, Synbranchidae. The transcript has 15 exons.